Cuscuta campestris is the source of this 2248-nucleotide messenger RNA. NCBI's taxonomy places the organism in Eukaryota, Viridiplantae, Streptophyta, Magnoliopsida, Solanales, Convolvulaceae. The record is from the annotation of a GenBank genome assembly.
CGUAAUGUAAAGUUUAUUUGUGAACCGAUGGAGUAUAAAGUCAACGAGUACCAUUCAAUUUUGAAUUUUCACCGGCAAGCUGGUUCAACUCCACUCUCUUAUAAUGACAACAAGAGAGUGACUGACUCAGUCAAGGGGAGUAACACGAUAAGGCAUCGUCUUCUUCUUCUUCUUCUCCAUUCCCAUUCCCAAUUUUCCCUGCUCAACACCUCAAACCACUGAAAUUAAUCCAUCUUUAACCAAAAAAGGGGGAAAGAAUAAGAUAGAAUUAUGCACCUUCCAAGCGUGUUCUGUUUGUUCUUCCUCGCCGCCAUGUUUGCCGGGGUUUCUUCCCAGCCUCUCGGAAAUUACUGUCCAAACAGCACGAUUUACGCCCCAAACAGCACUUACCGGUCCAACCUCAACUCCCUCCUCUCCGCUCUGGCCUCCAACGCCACCCGUCAAAACGGAUUCUACAACUCCACCUUUGGCCGCGGAGUCUCCGCCGCCUACGGCCUGUUCAUGUGCCGCGGCGACGUCUCCGUCUCCGACUGCCGGGCCUGCGUGCUCGACGCCGGCGAGCAGAUCCUGAAGGCGUGCCCGGUCCAAACGGACGCCGUCAUCUGGUACGACAAUUGUAUGUUGCGUUACUCCAAAGCGUCGAUGUUCGGAAGGUCCGACGCGUCGAUCGUGCUGAUCAUGCGCAACACGCAGAACGAUUCGCAGCCGGCGAGGUUCAUGGAUUCGGUCGGGAACACGCUGAACGCGGUGGCUGUUGCGGCGGCGGCGGGAGACGGAUCCGGCCGGAAAUUUGCGACUCUGAAGGCGAAUUUCUCUGCGUUCGAGAAGAUCUACGCUCUGGGCCAGUGCACGCCGGAUCUAUCCGAAUUGGACUGCCGGAGCUGCCUGACGAGCGGAAUCGGCCAGCUGCCGGGGUGUUGUUACUCGGCAAAGGGUGCCAGAACCGUCUACCCGAGCUGCAAUGUUAGGUAUGAGGUGUACCCUUUCUACGAUAAUAGUAAAGCUCUCGGAAAUUACUGUCCCGACAACAAAAUUUACGCUCCAAACAGCACUUACCGAUCCAACCUCAACUCCCUCCUCUCUGCUCUCGCCUCCAACGCCACCCGCCCGAGCGGAUUCUACAACUCCACCGUCGGCGGCGGAGACUCCGCCGCCUACGGCCUGUUCAUGUGCCGCGGCGAUGUCUCCGUCCCCGACUGCCAUGCCUGCGUGAUCGACGCCGGCGAACAGAUACUGAAGGCGUGCCCCGCCCAAACGGACGCCGUCAUCUGGUACAACAAUUGUAUGUUGCGUUACUCCAACGCGUCGAUGUUCGGAAGGGCCGACACGUCCUUCAAGCUGAAUCUGCACAAUACUCAGAACGAUACGCAGAACUCUUUGCAGCCGAGGAGGUUCACGGUUUCCUUGGAAAGCACGCUGUACCGGAUGGCAGAUAUUGCGGCGGCGGGAGACGGAUCCGGAAGGAAAUUCGCGGUUCAGGAGGCUAAUAUCUCGGCGUUCGAGAAGAUCUACACUCUGGGCCAGUGCACGCCGGAUCUCUCAAAAUCGGAUUGCCUGAGCUGCCUGACUAAGGGAAUCAGCAUGUUAGGUACGGCGUGUUGUUACUCGUCAUUAGGUGAUAGAAGCGUCUUUCCGAGUUGCAUUGUUAGGUACGAUGUGUACCCUUUCUACGCCUCAACACCGCCGCCGCCUCCGUCCCUUAUACUAGUUCAAGAUGGGGCGGCAAGAGACCAUCCCUGCCCGCUCGAGGAUAUCAUGUGUGAACUGAGUCUGGUGGAGGAAGAGGCCGGUGGUUGUGCGCUGGACAUUGAUCCCAAGAAAGAAGUGCAGGUCACCCAUGUCUGUCAUGGAGAAUUCGGCCUUAAGCUGCUGAAUGAGGCUCUAAAGCAGUGUCGGGGAGGAUGCCCCAAGGAAGAUGUAGCGGGUAGAGCGUGGUACAAGUUUAUGGGGAGUGGUGGCGGAGAUGUUGGGGUAAUAGAGACAUCUAAACACGCGAAGGUGGGAGUAGUGGGGGGUGAGUUGUAGAGAACAGAGUGAGGAGUUUGAUUGUUUAAAGUGGUGGCGGGGAGGAUGUUGAAAAGGUGGGCCGCCAUGUAGAGGGCUACGAGCCAGAAUUCCGGGGGAAGUCGGGCUUGGAAGAGGAGUGAGCAGACAGUGUUAUUGAUCGUGCGAAUGGUUCGUUCGGCACGUCCGUUUUGUUGACUGGUGUGAGGGCAAGAGAAGCGGAAAAUAAUGUCUAAAGAGUUAA